GAUGCAGGACGGUGUAAGUGGUCCUGAGCUCUGACUCCUGAUUUGCAGAGGAGGACAGUCAGGAAUCGUGCUCUUGGAUCAGUUUGGGGGGUGGAGGGGGGGUUUGGUGCUGCUUAUCGCGCGCUCCAAUUCCCACACCUCUAUUCAUCUGGACUCCUCAGAGCAUGCCGGAGCUCGGACUUGCACAUUUGGGAUGAUUUUAAUAAUGGUUCGCUUCAAACGCACAUUUUCACGGAGCUGCAGUUGAGCUUUCGAUCGAAGCCUGGCUGAAUUCUCGCACCGUGAUGGAUACAAAUGAGUCCACAGUACUGAAACUUUUUGUUGUCGGGAUUUUGGUCAAUGCCUGGAUGAUGAGGGGGUUGUCAGCCGCCGACAGCUUGGACAUCGAGCCCACCGCCCCCCGGCCGAAAAAAGCCUGCAACGAGUCCCGUCUGCGCUGGGAGGUGGAGGUUUGCGGAGAGGUCUUCAAGCGGGACAUGGGUCACAUAGAUCCACAAUACUGGUGUAACCUCACACACUUCAUCAGCGAGUACCACCACUUCACCCGCUGCACAGAGCUCAAGGCCGACGUCGUCAGCUGCUACUGGCCCAAUCCGCUGGUGGAGAGCUACAUCAUCCGCAUACACAAGCACUUUUUCUCCAACUGCAGCGCGGACCAUGUGGUAUGGGUGGACCCGCCGGACGACACGCUCACCAUCCUCAUCCUCAUCCCUGUCUUCCUCACAUUGGCCAUGAUCGCCCUGGUGGUCUGGUGCAGCAAGAGGAGCGAUAUCCUGGCCUAGGAGGAGAGGAAGAUGGAGGAAGAUGGAGUUCAGACCUCUCCACUCAAACAAUUCUGUGGAGAGGAGUGCACAAAAGGUUUUGAGCGGUUGCUUCAGCUGGUCAAACUACCCCAUAAGUGAUGCCACAAAUCACCUACAUUUCCAGGGGAAAAAAAGGAAAAGUAGUUCCUGGGAGUACAAAGUAGUAGUUUCUUUAAUAUAUUAUGUGUGAUUUUUCACAUUUAUGACAUUUAUUAUCUUACUAUCACUCAAAGGGUUAAAAAAAACAGCACCCGUGUGGCUCACUUAUUUACACGCUCAGUGACGCUAGUUUAUUCCGUACCUGAACAGAAGAAAAACAGUUUUUCGGCAGUACCUGAACAAAAAUAUAAGGAACAUCCCACUAAACCCCAACUCAUCGCUUUUACAGAGCAUUAGAGAUGCCGGUGUGAUUGGAUGGAGCCAUAUUAGCUGUUUCCCUUGCAUCCAGCCUGAAAAUACAUACAUCACAAAAUGACCAUUUGUACACCAAUAACGUUUACCCGGGAAUUCCUCUAAGAAAAAACAGUUUCUCUUGCAUCACACGGGCUGUGUGAUAGUUUGUAAAUGUAGAUUGAUAAACUUCUGCUGUUGUUCUGUUCUGUUUUCUUCAAAAUGUCGGGUAACAUAUGGUAAGUAAAUGAUGUGCAAAUGGUCACUGUUUGGGUGAAGUAUUCUUUUAAACUAAGUUAAGCUAACCAGCUGCUGUCCAUAGCUGUUUUUUCAUUGUACAGAUAUAAACGUGGUGUCAAUCUUCUCUCUCAACAAAUAGCAGAUGAAGCUAUUUUCCCGAGUGGUCUAAUUAUUUCAUGGAGACAGAGAAGGACAUGGACACCGCUUGUAGGGCGAUCCGACCAGUGGGACAACCGACAAAAUCUUUGGAAAUUCUUUGUAGCUCGCGGAUCCGGACCGUUGACCUCUGAGAUUUAUUUGAGCUCUGAACCUUUGCCGAAGGCCAAAACAUCUACUAAUCUUUUGAGGCAGUGACUCAAGUCUAACCUGGUGGGAAAUGACUCCCAAAGACCACCACUGUAACAUGAUACUGUAUGACGGCUUGGAUAAAAGAAGAAAAAAUCGGAUUUAAUACUGAUUCUUGAAGUUGUAUCUUACUGAUGAGUGACUGAAAGGAUCCACCGGUCAAAGACAAGGCAACCCAAUGACCCAUGUACUUUGGGACGUACUUCUCGUGUGACUACCUGAGCCUCAAAGGACUGUUUUAUAACAGUGUAAAUGAUCAGACAGUGUUAAUACUCACAAAGAAAGGGUUCUCAAUGGAAACGAAGGACUAUGAACUGACAUUGAAACCUCAUCCUGUACAGUUAUGCUUUCUGUCCGUGCUGUCUACUGUAUCUGCAUCGACUCUCCGGUGUUAUUCAGACCGGUGAGGAAUACACACUGAGGCUUUGGAGUGAAUUCCUUUGGGGAACGGCUUUAUUCGAUGUAAGCACUUCAUGGGUUUUUUUGAACCGCAGUCGUCAGCAACCACGAGGCAAACUGCACCGAUCAAAUGCUAUUUUAUUUUCUUCCAAAGCAUAAGGCAUCAAUCUCUGUUCAUCAGCCCUCACCUGCACACGUUUGUCUAUGGAAACUAAUUAAAAUAUAUCCUAAAAUAA
Molecule: messenger RNA, 2413 nt
Organism: Gasterosteus aculeatus aculeatus (three-spined stickleback)
Lineage: Eukaryota; Metazoa; Chordata; Actinopteri; Perciformes; Gasterosteidae
Product: receptor activity-modifying protein 3
Biological process (GO): protein localization to plasma membrane; regulation of G protein-coupled receptor signaling pathway; cellular response to hormone stimulus
Cellular component (GO): cell surface; membrane; signaling receptor complex
Molecular function (GO): coreceptor activity
Source: RefSeq, a predicted model, not a curated record